AUGGCUCACUUUGUUCCGCUAUGGAAAUUACCCAGCGCCUCCACCUUGGCAGACAUUUUUGUUCGGGAGAUUGUUCGUCUCCACGGAGUGCCGUCUGAAAUUGUAUCAGACAGAGGUACCCAGUUCGUAGCAAGAUUUUUCCACACUCAUGUGGAGACCGAAGAAACCUUGGCCCCUGUGCCUGAAGCUGCCUCUGGCAGCAGGGACACAAUCGCGGGGCUGCGCGGUCAUGGAAACCUGCUUUAUAAAAUUCCCAAAGCGCCUAGUCAGAGACCUGUUCCUUCUCCUUGUCUUUUUGCACCUCACUUUCCACAACCAUUGCACUCCCGUCAGCAACUUCCUUACUGGGAAAAAGAAAUACUGGCCCUGGCUUCUAAACCCUCAAACAACACUGCCUUGUCACCAGUUGCUAAAACACCCCUAUUAGAUUGCUUUGCCAUUGAUGAGAUUAAUAAAAACCCAGAUAUUUUACCCAAUAUCACGCUGGGUUAUCAUGCAUAUGACACUUGCGGGUAUGUUGAGAAGGCUAUAAAUAAUGCACUGCAAAUAUUGUCAGGAGGGAAGAGAGACGCCCCAAAUUAUUCCUGUCUACAGGGAGAUAAAGUCGCUGGCAUUAUAGGAGACACGCGGUCUGUUACAACCCUGCCAAUAGCGCAACUACUGAGUGUAUAUGGAUACCCGCUGAUCAGUUUUGGGGCAACUGACACUUUACUAAGCAAUAAAGUGCUUUAUCCAAACUUUUUUCGGACAGUUCGAGAUGAUCAUUUUCAAUACAUGGCUAUUCUAAAGUUACUGAAACAUUUUGACUGGAACUGGGUUGGGAUCAUCACAUCAGGAGAUGCAAGUGGCAAAAAUGAACUCCAUGAGCUAAGCAAACUACUCACUAGCCACAAAAUCUGUAUUGAGUUUGUCAUUGAAAUUUCCGACUCAGCUCAAAAAAAUAAAGAAAAACUGAUUGCUGCUGAAAAAACAACUGCUCAGAUUAGGGCUCCCGGCAGCGUCCAGUUGUGUGCCCUGUCUGUGGGCUUCCAGCCGUGUGCCUUAUCUGUGGGAUUCCAGCCAUGUUCCAGAGAUAGCGGACUCUACCAGUCCAGCUUCAGUGUCCUAGAACUAUCUUACCCCUUACUUCCCGAGGACCAGCAGUUGAACAUAUCUUCUGAAUUUGUAACAUGGAUGAAUAAGCAAGGUCAAAAAACACGAUGCACAGACUACUGUGCUCCAGGAUACAGAAAGGCUCCUGGGAGCGGACACCACAUCUGCUGCUAUGAGUGUGUUCCGUGUUCAGACGGUGAAAUAUCCGAACUUACUGACAGUGAGAGUUGCCAGAAGUGUCCUGAUGAUGAAUGGCCAGAUGACAGAAAAAUCAAGUGUAUUCCAAAGACAUACAGCUUUCUGUCAUACAAAGAUGACAUUAUUGCUCAAAUAUUUACUUGCAUUUCAAUAUUAUUUUCUUGUGUAACUUGUUUCAUAUUGGGAAUCUUUGUUUAUUUCAGAGAGACCCCCAUUGUCAAAUCUAAUAACCGAAACCUUAGCUUCCUUCUACUCGUGUGCAUUAUGUUAAGCUUUCUCUGUGUGUUUUUGUUCCUUGGAUCCCCUGUGGAUAUAACCUGCAGGUUGCGUCAAACCACUUUUGGAAUCAUCUUCUCCAUAGCUGUGUCUUCUCUGUUGGCCAAGACCAUCAUGGUUUGCAUUGCCUUCAAGGCCAUAAAACCAGGCAGUCACUGGAAGAAAUGGUUGGGGAUGAAAGUAUCUAAUUCUAUAGUCCUGAUAUGCUCCUCAGUCCAAGUUUUGAUUAGUGUUCUAUGGUUAUCUAUUUCUCCCCCUUUCCAAGAGUUUGAUAUGUACACAUAUAACGCAGUUAUCAUUGUUCAGUGUAAUGAAGGGUCUGUUUUUGCUUUCUAUUCUAUGUUGGGUUACAUGGGAAUUCUGGCUUCUGUUAGUUUUAUUCUAGCAUAUAUGGUCAGGUCUUUACCCGACAGUUUUAAUGAAGCCAAGUAUAUAUCAUUCAGCAUGCUGGUGUUCUGUAGUGUUUGGAUCGCAAUGAUCCCUGCUUAUCUGAGCAGCAAAGGGAAGGACAUGGUGUCCGUGGAAAUAUUUGCCAUACUGGCUUCAAGUGCUGGCAUCUUAAGCUGCAUAUUUUUCCCCAAAUGUUACAUUAUGCUUAGAAAACCAGAGAUGAACACUCGAAAAUGCGUAUUAAAGAAAAACAGUACUUAAUACAUUAAUUAUUUUUGUAAG
This is a messenger RNA of Spea bombifrons (plains spadefoot toad), 2238 nucleotides long. RefSeq names its product vomeronasal type-2 receptor 26-like. The transcript has 9 exons. Gene Ontology annotation, biological process: G protein-coupled receptor signaling pathway. Gene Ontology annotation, cellular component: membrane. The record is from RefSeq and is a predicted model, not a curated record. Bases 1 to 2217 code for a protein of 738 amino acids. Lineage: Eukaryota; Metazoa; Chordata; Amphibia; Anura; Pelobatidae. Gene Ontology annotation, molecular function: nucleic acid binding; G protein-coupled receptor activity.